AUGACGACGAAAACGAGAUCGAAGAGUCAACCGCCACACACCGCUCAUUCGGAGGCACAUCGAUCAGAAAGCAGAAAGAAGCUAUCUCGCGGAAAGACAGCUCAAUCGAGACAUCGAAACGGCCCACCUGCAAGACCUCCGUGGAACAAUGACACUACGAUUGACUACGAGAAAUUCGAGAUCAAAACCGAUCCUCAAGCGCUGCAAAAAGCGAAAGAAGAACAGGAGGCGUUGAAUCAGAGUUGGAUGGAGAGUCUUCGACCGGAUCCACUUGGACGACCACCGUGGAAUAAUGAUACGACUUUCGACUAUGAUAAACACGAUUUUCAACAAGAACCCGCUGGAAGGGAUUCGAAAGAAGAACAAGAGAAACUGAAUGAGACGUGGAUGUCGAGUCUUCGCGGUAGUUUUCAUCAAGAUCAA
Mesorhabditis belari is the source of this 423-nucleotide messenger RNA. NCBI's taxonomy places the organism in Eukaryota, Metazoa, Nematoda, Chromadorea, Rhabditida, Rhabditidae. The record is from the annotation of a GenBank genome assembly.